This is a messenger RNA of Sitodiplosis mosellana (orange wheat blossom midge), 1963 nucleotides long. Its product is annotated as SET and MYND domain-containing protein 4-like. Lineage: Eukaryota; Metazoa; Arthropoda; Insecta; Diptera; Cecidomyiidae. The coding region runs from base 228 to 1763 and encodes 511 amino acids. Gene Ontology annotation, molecular function: protein binding. The record is from RefSeq and is a predicted model, not a curated record. The transcript is spliced from 2 exons.
GCGAAUAAUAAUGACGUUUGUGCAAACACACAAUUUACUCCAUUUGAUUUUUUGGUGAAUCAAAGGGCACAAGCGAUCACGCUGUCAGCCAUUUUCAAUUCAUAUUUUUCAUUUGCGUAAAAAAGUUUAUUCUUCAUAGAUUUUUUCUUCAUUCAAGUAAUAAUCCAGAUAACUGCUACAUACCAUUAUAUUCUGAAAGAAUUUGGCGAAACACGAACACAUCAACAAUGGACAACUUAUGGAAGAAGGAAACAGGGCGAGCUGAAUACGUCGAUCUUUUUGCGUCUGUACAGAGAUCAUCAUUGGAUGACAUGUUGCUUGAAUCAGUCAAAAGGCAACAAACUCGGAAAAACAAUCAAAAAUCGACCGAAUGGCGUUUGAAGGGAAACGAACUAUUCCGCCAAGAAAAUUGGCCUGAGGCAACAAUAUGCUACAACAAAAGUUUGUGUUAUGCCGAAGUUGGUUCUGAAAAUGUGGCGUUAGCAUAUUCGAACCGAUCAGCCUGUCUCUUCCACGGUCAAAUAUUGAAUGAAGUCUUGGUCGAUAUUGAACUAGCUAGAAACGCAAAUCUGCCUGAUCGCCUGACAAAAAAGCUGGAGGAUCGUAAAAAUGAAUGUUUGAAGCAGAUGUCGAUGGUUAAGUGUGAGGGAAAAUCCAAACUGAAGCUAAGUUACAAGGCUGACAAGAAUUUCCCGUGCAUGACGAACAUCGUGGAAAUAAAAUACAACGAGGAAUUCGGCCGUCAUUUGGUUGCAAAAUGCGACAUUCCAGUUGGGAAAACUGUUUUGUUGGAAACGAAUUUCCUUCAAAUCAGCGAUGAACCGUCGGUGUGCCAUUCAUGUUUACGAUUGGGCAUGAAUUGUAUGGCCUGUCCAAACUGUCCCGAUGUUAUGUUCUGCAGCGUUGAUUGCAUGAAUAACGAUCAAAUUCACAAAUUUGUGUGCGGCAGAUUUUUCGCAACCCUACCACUACCAGUUAGAUUUGUGAUCAAAUCAAUUUUGUGCGCCAUCACCAGUUUCUCCGACGUGGAUAGUCUGAUGCAGUUUGUUGAAGGUGCACUGCUCGAAAAGCCAGAAGCACUGCCGACGUCAUUGAACGAUUCCAAGUCAAAGUAUCAUUUCUUCUUCAAACUUUCAACAAUAAUACCAUAUGAUGAUGAACUACUCAAGGCAACUGACAUGCUUUAUAGAUGUAUGAUUACUUUGCCGAAAGUAAGCAAUCUGUUCGAUUGUGAUCGAAAGAAGCGUUUUUUUAUGCAUUUGCUCAUGCAUCAUGUUCUGGUCUGCAACACUAACAAAUUUGGAUGUGAUGAUACUAAGUAUGUGGCCAACGUCACUUCUCUCAUGAAUCAUUCAUGUGCUGCCAACGUUAUCAGUUACCCUUUAAGAGGUUAUGUAAUCGGUGUGACAGGACGACCAAUCAGAAAGGGUGAACAGCUUUUCAUCAAUUACUCGAAGGAACUCGAUGGAAUGCCGUCAAAUGAACGAAAAGCAGAGUUGAAAUCUCGGCGAGGCUUCGAUUGCAAAUGUGAAAGAUGCGAGCCAACGCGUGCACCAAUCGAUCGAAAGCUGAUUACAUCGGAUCCAUGUUAUAAAUACGUGGCCAAAAAUCAACACAUUGACAUGGUGCGCAAUCAAACUGAAUCUGCCAUCAUUAAGAAGAAGUGCAUUGAAUUUUUGAACAAAUAUGGACGAUCAGCAUGGUCAUCGGAAAUUGAAUUGAUUUUCAAUGUAUACGCAAUUCAUUUGGCAAAUGCUUUGUAAGCUUUUCAACAAAUUUUGAUCUUGUAUGUCGCAAGAAUAUUUCCAUAAGCAUCGAAAUGAGAAAAUAGAAAAAUCAAUGCAUAAAUAAAUAUCAAUCGAAUCAAAUACAUUUCCGACAAUGAAUCUUUUAAAAGAAUCUCUUUUGCACUUUAUAAAAUAAACGUAUUUUCAAUAAAAUAUUACCAGAAAAUUAAAAAAAA